AUGGGUAAACAAAAUAGUAAGCUCAAGCCCGAAGUUUUGGAAGAUCUGAAGCAAAAUACAGAAUUUUCUGAUGCUGAAAUUCAAGAAUGGUAUAAAGGUUUUUUAAAAGACUGUCCCAGUGGCCAUCUGUCGGUAGAUGAAUUUAAGAAAAUUUAUGGAAAUUUCUUUCCUUAUGGUGAUGCGAGUAAAUUUGCAGAGCACGUGUUUAGAACCUUUGAUGCUAAUGGAGAUGGCACCAUCGAUUUCCGAGAGUUCCUUUGCGCCCUCUCGGUCACGUCCAGAGGGAAACUAGAGCAAAAACUGAAAUGGGCCUUUUCCAUGUACGAUUUAGACGGCAACGGUUACAUUUCACGGCAAGAAAUGCUAGAAAUCGUCACAGCAAUAUACAAAAUGGUAGGCACUGUAAUGAAAAUGCCAGAGGACGAGAGCACCCCGGAGAAACGCACCGAUAAAAUUUUCCGACAAAUGGACAAAAACAAAGACGGCAAACUGAGCCUCGAGGAAUUUAUAGAGGGUGCCAAAAGCGAUCCCUCGAUCGUCAGGCUGUUACAGUGCGACCCUCAAGCCCAGUAG
Ceutorhynchus assimilis (cabbage seed weevil) is the source of this 573-nucleotide messenger RNA. The record is from the annotation of a GenBank genome assembly. Lineage: Eukaryota; Metazoa; Arthropoda; Insecta; Coleoptera; Curculionidae.